AUGGUUGACGACCAUCACCAAAAGACGGCGCUGGGAAUUGUGGUCGCUUUCCCGGUCCUCGGCGGGCUCGCGGUAGUUCUCAGGCUUUGGAGUCGGGGCUUGUCGCGAUCUGCACUUACCAGUGAUGAUUAUUUAAUUGUUGUCGGUUACAUUCUGGCCGUGUCGCAAUCUGUUACAUCGUGGUAUUACAUCAAGACGAAUUAUGUCGGCAUUCACUCAUGGGAUAUUCCUAAAGAUUAUGAUGUUAAAACGGGCUUAAUAUGGAACUUCGUGAACCAAUUGCUCUAUAACCCAACAUUGACGAUCAUCAAAUUGUCCAUCCUCACUUUCCUUCGCCGACUGGAAUCUCGGUCACGCCUCGUCAACACUCUUAUAUGGGCCUCGAUUGGAAUUGUGGUUGGUCUGUUCCUGGCGGUGCUAUUCGUCGACAUCUUCCAGUGCCAACCCGUCCAAUAUGUCUACGACUUAUCGAUCGAAGACGGAAAAUGCAUCGACCAAGGCGGCUUCUACGUUUCGACAGCAGCAUUGAACCUGUUCACCGAUAUCAUCGUCCUAUCCAUUCCCAUAAUCAUCACAUGGAACCUUCAAAUGCCCCUGCGACGAAAGCUCGCUGUCUGCGUCAUCCUGUGUCUCGGUGGAGUAGCCACCGCAAUCGGCGUCUGGCGCAUCGUGAUCCUCGCCGAGGGCUUCCUCUCUCACAAAAUUGUCACAGAUGCAACCUAUUCAAUCGGAUUCUGCAGCUCCGCCAUCGAAGUCAACGUCGCCGUCGUCACAGCCUGCGCCCCAUCCAUGAAGGCCAUCGCAACCAAGUACCUCCCCCGGCUCCUCGGCACCUCCCGCGGCGCGACAUCCGGCUACGGGCCUGGAAUGAGCGGAUCACGCGGAUUUCCCGGCUCGAAGAUCUUCACCCGGAAUAAGUCGCAGCUACACUCGAAUGCGGAUGAUGGGUACGAGAUGGCGGAUCCGACGCACCGCGUCGAUAUCGGCGUUGAUGGCGAUCGCUUCGACAUGCGGAAAUAUAAGCGCGGGGGAGAUAGUCCCAGUAUCUCGAGUGGGAGCGAGGACGGGGUGGCUGGGAUUGUGAAGACGACGGAUGUGUCGGUGAAGUAUACCAUCGGCCAGGCGAUUCCCAUGCCGGAUAAUGGCCGGUCGCAUGGGAAGCAUUCCAGUGUGGAUAGUCUGGUCUAA
Messenger RNA from Penicillium argentinense, 1188 nucleotides. RefSeq lists its product as uncharacterized. Lineage: Eukaryota; Fungi; Ascomycota; Eurotiomycetes; Eurotiales; Aspergillaceae. Bases 1 to 1188 code for a protein of 395 amino acids. The record is from RefSeq and is a predicted model, not a curated record. The transcript has 6 exons.